Saccostrea cuccullata (small rock oyster) is the source of this 1464-nucleotide messenger RNA. RefSeq lists its product as uncharacterized. Bases 1 to 1464 code for a protein of 487 amino acids. The record is from RefSeq and is a predicted model, not a curated record. Gene Ontology annotation, molecular function: zinc ion binding. Lineage: Eukaryota; Metazoa; Mollusca; Bivalvia; Ostreida; Ostreidae. The transcript has 2 exons.
AUGGAUUGCGAAGUUUGUGACAGUCCGGCUGAGUUCACAUGCAAGAAUUGUUCAGUUAAGCUUUGCACAUUAUGUGUAGGACUACACAUGCUUUCCGAAUCAGAAAAUGGUCACGAUGUAGUGAAAUUUUCCGAACAAAAUGAAUCCGAGGAAAAUAAAUGCCAGGACCACCCCCAGCAAGAGAGCAGCGCAUUUUGCAAGACUUGCCACAUAUCUAUCUGUGUCUUAUGUCUAUCGGAGAAGCAAAAUGCGCAUGAAAUUGGCGAGUUAUCGGAGAAAGUUGACACAUUAUCCGACAUUAUCGCCAAAGAAAAUGAACAGCUUCAGUCCUUACAAUCUGAUAUGGAAAAAAUUCUGGUCCAUAUCAACAGAAGAUCUGCAGAACUUCCACUUGCCUACAAACAGACAAAAAAUAAUGUUACCUCCCAUAUCAGGGAAAGGCAUCAGGUGAUUGAUAGAGCAGAAACGGCAUUGCACAAAGAUCUAGACAAAAUGGAAGAAAAGCAUCAGGGAAAACUACUGAAGCAAAAGAGAGAAUUUGAAGAAAUAUUGAAGAAAUUAAAAAGCUUAGAUCAAGAAUCUUUAGCUUGGCAAAAUCCAAAGACACCCACAGACAACCUUACACAAGAAGCUGAAGAUGAAAUCUCCUUAUUUCCGAAAGCUCUAUAUGUACCUUCAGUUCUUACCACCCUUGAUGCACAGUUUCCAACUUCUAAAGAAAACAACAACAGGUUGUAUUCCAUUGUUCCCCUCGGUGACGGCAGGGUGUGGGUAGGUGGACACAGUGAUAUCCUGAAGCUUUUUUAUCAGGAACGUCUUAUAGCCACUGUCAAUAAAAAGAGUAUUGGUUUGUUCCUGACUCUGCAUGAGGGACAUAUAGUUUAUCCCGAUACUGACAAAACCCUGAAGAAGGUUAUAAACGGUAAAGUAAACACGUUGUUCAGUACCGGGGAGUGGUUUCCUCUCGGUAUCACCUGUACCGCGGCACGUGACUUCCUUGUCUGUCUCCGAUCAACAGAUGAUUCACAGUCAAAGGUCGUAAGAUAUAGCAGUUCUGGUGACGUCCUGCAGGAAAUCCAGUACGACUCCCUGCACCAACCUCUGUUUAAGUGGGCAAUUUACGUGGUGGAGGAUUGUAACGGCGACAUUUGUGUAGUUGAUUGGAAUAAAAAUGCCGUCACAGUCGUUGACAAGUUCGGAAUAUUCAGGUACUCUUACACAGGGAACAAAGCAUCCAAAUUCAAACCUUGCUCUCUUACCAAAGACAGCAUGCAUCGUAUCAUCACCACUGACUUUCUUUACCACAAGAUUCACAUGCUGGACAGGGACGGUCGAUUCCUGAGGUACAUCAUUCCUGAUCAGGGGAUACAGAGACCAAGGGCCGUGUGUGUCAUUAGGGAGGGGGAGUUAAUGGUGGGGGAGUGUAUAACGGGAAUGAUUAAGAGAAUAAAGUACCUAGCCUAA